Molecule: messenger RNA, 1002 nt
Organism: Rubroshorea leprosula
Lineage: Eukaryota; Viridiplantae; Streptophyta; Magnoliopsida; Malvales; Dipterocarpaceae
Source: the annotation of a GenBank genome assembly
AAAUGCAGUUUCAACUCUAGGAAUACAAGGCUCUUUGUGAGGAGCCUGGAAUCACUGCCAUGUUCAAAGCCUUCAGGAAGAGGAAGAACAAGAGUUCCAAGGAAGAAUUAAAGAAGUUUGGAGAAGUUUUGAUGCCAUACGUACCCACAAAUGGGCCCGGAUUCCACCCCUAUUCCACACCUUAUGUGCACGUUUUCAAAAGUUUAGAAGGAUGGAACAUGCGAAUUAUUGGACAUUGAUACUUUUCUCUAACUUGUGGGACCUUGAACUGUCGACAGGAAAUUUAGCAGGAUCCUCAAAUGUUUCCUCCAAUUGUGAGGUAGAAUUGCAGUCCAGCACUACAUGUAUUACGCCAUUGACUGUGAGUGCCAUGAAUUCUACUGCAACUAGUGGAGGAGCUACUGCUGCUGGUAUCCCACCACCCAGUCCUCACCAACAUAAUCCACGGCUAUGAUAAGUCAGCAUAAACAUAAAACCUGCAUCAUCCAUGUGACAUGCCCUGAAAGAAACUAGGUAGAAGUGGGAUCAAGGUAAAGUUAAAACUUUUCAUUGUGUGGUGAGGAUUGGGUGGUGGGACCACCAGAGGAUCCAGCAACAGCAGUAGUUCCUCCUUGCAUGUCAAGACGGUCAUGAUGAGGCUCUGUAGGAGAGACAAGAUCAUAUAAUACCAAGUUACUAAAAGAAAUUAAGACACAGCAAACUCAAUACUAAAAUAACUCACUACCUCCACCAGUUGUAGUAGAAUUCAUGGCACCCGCAGUCAAUGGCGUAGUACAUAUAGUGCUGGACUGCAAUUCUACCGUAUCAUGCACAGCAUAGUUAAUAAUAUUAUUUAAGAGUGUUUUUUAAAGGUCUACCUUUACCUUGAUCCCACUUUUAUGUAUUUUCUUAUGGGACUUGCAUGUCACAUGGAUGAUGCACAUUUUAUGUUCAUGGCAGUUUAUCAUAGCUUUGGAUUAAUUAUGUUGGUGCAGCUAUUAUUUAGAACGAUAUGAACUUAAU